Messenger RNA from Erythranthe guttata (spotted monkey flower), 830 nucleotides. The record is from RefSeq and is a predicted model, not a curated record. NCBI's taxonomy places the organism in Eukaryota, Viridiplantae, Streptophyta, Magnoliopsida, Lamiales, Phrymaceae.
UUUUGACCCAUUCGGGUCGACCCGGUUUCAUUACACACAUUUCGUUCUUCCCCCUUUUCUCACACACCGUAACAAUGGGAGCUGAGGACAAUACACUACACCACGCGCCGCCUCAGGUUGCGCCGCCGUCGGCGGCCAGCAUCGACGCUUUCCUCGAGGCUGCUAGGUAUGAUGACAUAGACGAUGUCACGAGCAUUGCAUCGGCUGGCGUUCCUCUCGAUUCUAAGGAUCUCGAAGGCCGCACAGCAUUACAUAUGGCUUCAGCAAAUGGGCAUCUUGACAUUGUCGACUAUCUUAUUCGCAAUGGAGCGGAUGUAAAUGCUUGUAACACGGAGAAAAACACACCUCUUCACUGGGCUUGUCUAAAUGGCCACAUUGAGGUUGUCAAACGUUUGAUUCUUGCUGGAGCCAGUAUCUCGAACUUGAACAGCUAUGAGAGAACUCCAAUGGAUGAGGCAGUAAGUAGGGGAAAGAUGGAUGUGAUGGACGCAAUAAACGAAGCAGCGGCCCAACUUGAACUCACAGGGGCACAAGUUUCGUAGUCGUAAAAAUUGGACAAUGAGUAGAGGAAUGCACAAGUUUCUUAGUCGAAAAAAUUGGACAACGAGUAGAGGAAAUUAUGUGUGAAAUUAAAUAGACAAAAGACUGGAGCAAAUUAUCUGUGAAAUUUCAGACCAUUUAAAAUCUAUUCGUAUCACUAAAUUGUAGAUUUCAUUUAUUUAUCAGAUUUAUUGCAUCGAGCCGGUUGAUUGAGCUGCUGCUGAAAUGGAAUGUAGUUAAUUUUAUGACCUACUACUUUUAAAUGGGUUUUCUCGAAUGUAUGUUUGCUU